CCACCGCCAGUCUUUCUACUUUUUCUUUCCUUCCCUUGUCCUCCACGGAGGCCCAAAUAAGCGAAUGUUAAAGAAAGAACAACCCCUUUCCCUCUCUCUCUAAAGAGGAAUUUUUUGGUGGGAGAUUCUUGGAUGGGCUAAAUGCCCUCACUAAGGAGCAAAGCAGUGCACCUCGUCUCGGAUCUGACCACCGUCAUCCUCAAUCCCAUCUCCGAUGAGCCCUCCAAGCCUCCCGUGGACGGACAAGGGGUGAAAAAUACAGAGAAGGAAGCUUCAGAAGAAGAUUCUGGGGAUCCAGAUGGACCUGAUACAUCCUCUUUUACUGCCUUCCUCAUCUCCCUUUUAUCAUCAUCAGACACUGGUAGUCAUCCUGUAGAGGAUUUAAAUGAGCGCCAUGCUGAGAUGGGAGAUGCAGCUUCAGCAUCAGAGAUCAGGGAAAAUAGUGGAAAGAAAAGUCUACUUUCCAGAGGCAAGCAAUCACUGGGCAGAGCUAUAAACAAAGCAGCUAAACUAAGUGGUUUUAGACAAAGCUCAGAGCCAAAAACUAAGGCGGUAAAUGAAUCAAAACUGGUUGAACAUGAGAGGAGGCCUGUAAAGGUUCCACAAGAGAUUGCAUCACAUUUUGUCUACCAGACAUGUCUGAACCAUCAUUGCUUCUUUCAGAAGAUUUGCGAAAUGCUCUUUAUGCAGCACUGCCAUCUCUGGUCCAGGGGAGGAAUUGGCUUCUGCUUUAUAGUACUUGGAGGCAUGGGAUAUCCCUAUCAACUUUGUACAGAAGAAGCAUGCUUUGCCCUGGCUACUCUCUGUUGGUUGUUGGGGAUCAAAAAGGUGCAGUUUUUGGUGGCUUAGUGGAGGCACCAUUGUGCCCUACCAAUAG
Molecule: messenger RNA, 877 nt
Organism: Phoenix dactylifera (date palm)
Lineage: Eukaryota; Viridiplantae; Streptophyta; Magnoliopsida; Arecales; Arecaceae
Source: RefSeq, a predicted model, not a curated record